CGGGUCGGUCUGGGCGGCGCCGGGGCGUGCGGCGCGGGGACUAGGCCCGCGGAGCCGGGGCCAUUGUCUGCCAGGCCCCGGGACGGGUCACGGGCGGUGCCGGUGCCCGCCCGGCUUUGUGCGCGGCGCGGCCCGGCCCGGGCGGGGCUCGCUCGCACCUGGCGAGGCCGCGGGGGGAGCGGCGUCCAUGCGGCCGGCCCCAACCUCGGCCCCGCGGGAGCAGCCGGGCCCGCCAGUACCGAAACGACCCGGGAACCCCAAAAAGGGUAAACGUCGCGUCUCUUCCUAUACGGGAUGAAGUUUCCAGCCCCGUCUGGACACGGAACGGCUGAGGGAACUGAGGUUUAGCCUGGUGACGAGAAGGCUGAGGGGAGACCUUAUUGCUCUCUACAACUGCCUGAAAGGAAGUUUCAGAAAGAUUCAAUCAUCAUCAUUAAGUUUGAGCAGCAAGAGUUUAACCCCAAAUGAAGCCACCUGCAUGCAGUGGAACAGAUGUUUCUAAUAUAAUGCUGCUUGAGAUCAUAUGGAACGGGAAUUUCUGUGCUGUGGGCUUCAUUGUGUUUAAGAGUGCAGCUUAAACCUAGAUGGUGGAGGAAGAUACAUGCUUGAUAAAGUGUCAAAUAAAUGAUGAAGACUGAUUUCUCCAGAAUGGUGGUGGUGAAAAUAGAAGACAGGGAAGGGUCCAAGGACUGCUAAACCAAAAAAUGACUUGGCACUAGCAGUAUUCAGUUAGGGUGAAGACUAUUCCUGUCAACAAGGACCAAUGUACAGUAUUGAUGGUGUUGCUUCCUCCUUUUACCCUCUUGUGCCCAAAUGGAGCAGUUGGGGUUUGCAGAGAUUGCAGAGACUACCUUGCUGUGAUUUCUUCUGGUUAUGACAGCCCACUGUGGCACUCUUCAGAUCAAUGGCGUUCUCCUGACAUUUCUUGUCAACCACCAUACGCUUUCAGUAAUCCCAUUUUGAAUGGAAAAUCCUGUAAAACGUUUCUGCAGGCUUCUUACUGCAGCAAAUCACUGACUGUUUACAGCCGCUCUGGAGCUAAUAGUCUGGAGUAGUACGUUUGAGUAGAUAAUUGUUCUCUAGUUCCAUUUGUUUUCUUUGAAGAUUUUUGUUGCAAGGUGACUCUUAAUUCUCUUUGUUUUGCUGCUUGUCUGUAUCUAAUUGAGGAGAUUUCAAAGGCAUAAAUCAUGUUAAUUUUGAGCUGACUGCCUGUAGCCUUUUGUAAACAUUUUCCUUCGUGAAUAUCCUGUUUGUUUAGCAGUAGUCCUUAACUUCAAGUAGCUUAUGUCCAAGGGAAAAUAAGCUAUAGUGGUCAUAACCAAAUUCAUACUUUGUUCUAGUUUACUAUAAAAUUUUGAAACAGGAUGGAGCAUUUUGUUUGGUUUUAAAACAGAUUGACUCUUACAUAAGGCUGGCAUGGGAGAGGGAGAUAAAAAACAUUUAUCUUUCUAACUAACCCUGAGCAUUUUGGGAACUGUGUUCUGAAGAAGAUUUGGGUUGAACCCUCGAGGGUGUUUGAAGGGAGGGAGCCUGACCUAAUUUUACAGUAUGAUGUAGUAGUAUGCAAAGCAAUAGAGAUCAUGCUUAGAUGUUUGAAGGAAAAUGGAAAAAAAAAAACCAAAACAUGCAAAAACUUCUAAGGGGCAUCCAAUUGGGGAUUUCCCAGAAAGUGAUCUGGCAGCCCUAACCAGUCUCCUCAAAGCAUUUCAUCUAUUCUACAUUCCUAGAAGGCAGCAACAGGCCCUGAAAAACACAUACUAUGUAGCCAGAGACCUGUAACAGCCCUAUAGUGGACAAGGUAUAAUUAAUAUUUUCUUGUCUUUAAACUCAGUCAUAAGACCACUAAAGCAGUGUAACUAGCUAUGGUAUAUAAGCAUUUCAUGACAGUGCUAUUAGCGUAACUCUGCUAAGAUUAUGAAAGCAUUUUAUAUCACAGCUAAGCAUGACUAUAGAAAUAAUAUAUAGCUGCAAUGUUAAACCUAUGUUUAAUUGCACAAAUAAGGGACAGAAGAACAUGUAAGUCAAUAAUUCAAAUGGUAAAAUCUGCAAGCAAAACUAAACAUACAGAAUAAACAGGAAAGAUAUCUGGUGGAAUAACAACAGUUUCUGGUCCUCAAGAAAAGGAUGUAGAUGAAGUCCGACGCAAAUGAGAUUGCUUCCCGCACUUUUUUUUGGUGGAGAUUAUGAGAAUUAGAAACACCCAGCAACUGCAAGCAUAAAUAGGGAAGAAAAAAAGUCUACCACUAUGGUUCCUGCUUCAGAGUCUGAAUGGCUCUCACCUGUUUACCUCAACUUCAGCCUCCAAGACCAUCAGGACUAUAGCCAUCAGUAUUUAACUAUGUAACAUCAGCUCAGUGGUUUUGUAUACUCAAAGCUAACCAUUGGCAAUGUGUAUUGUUAAUGUAUAUCAGUCUAAUUAAGCUUUGUCAUUAAGUUUGCAACUCUUCUCAUUUAUCAGGUUUCCAAAUCUUCCCAUCACAGCUACCAUAUGCUUAUCUGUGUUAAGCAGUAACUGUUUAUCAGACAGGGAUGAGGAAGCAUCUUCGUAGAUUUUUCUGUUCAAAGACUCAAACUAUUUUUUGUGUAGUUAAGAAAUUACAGGAAUUGCAGGCUAGAGAUGUGAUUACCUGUUCUGAGGCAAAGCAGUUGUGCACAAUUUCAUCAGAACCCAUUACCAAUGGAGUCAUAUGUGUAUUUUGUGCCAUCUAGCUAGGAAUCUGUAACGUACUUACUGUAACUUAGUACUUACAUGCAUAAUUUAUGUUUUGUAAGCUCUGCAAGGAGUCAAUAGCUUGUGAGCCUUUCUAUUCUGUGAUCCUAAGUUACAACAGCUUAUUAUAUAUUGCUUUUCUUGUUUCCAGGAAAGCUCCAAAUUCACAGCUAAGAUCAAAAUAAAGAUGGGAGAAAAUUGUCUUAGAUUGAUUUCUAUUACAAACACUAACUAUCUUAUGCUCUCUCUUGUCCCGGACAUGCAUGCUUCCAUAUCAUCGAUGUUGCAAAAGAAUCACAGUUGCCCAAUCAAGAUGAGUCGAAUGGCUUCCUUCAACAAGAAAGUAGAACAUUCAUUUUUUAGGAUUAUGCCUAUGAGAGGAAGCAUUUGACAGUAGCCGUCUUUAAGAACAUUCAUCUGUGACCUGAAAUGUCCUGAUCCUGGGAAAAAAAGAGACUCCAUUAAUGAAGUCUACAAUUUUAAAAUGCAUUUUUUUGACUAAUCAUAUUUGACUAAUCAUAUUUGCACAACAUGGAUACAGAAUUCAUAAACCAGAGUUUAUUUUAACACAUACACACAUUUGUGUUUGUGCGUUCAGUAUACAAGAUACAUCAAUUUAAUCAAAUUUUAAAUAUUUUUUUAAAUUAUCUAUGUUUAUUAAUAAAUGAAGACUUGGCAAGAAGAAUUUGUCAUCCAUGGACAACAGUAAAGCAGAUUCCCCCAGAACGGACAGUAAUUUUGUGUUGGGUAAAAUCAAUAACUUAAAAGUAGAACAAGAGGAAGACAACAUUAACUGUACUCUAGAAAGAAUGGAUAUAAAGACAGAACAUGAUGAUUUCAAACAUGCAGACAGCAGCGAUGAACAGGAAGACAAAGAAAAGAACUUUAUUACCAACAACCCUGGCAAAUAUUUGUCUACAGAAAAUGAAGAUGAUUAUGGAUCUCUUUUUUCUCAGUAUGGUAGUACGCUGUAUGAUGUAGCAAUGGAAGCUGUGACACAAAGCCUUCUAUCUAGCAGAAACAUAAGCUCCAGAAAAAAGUCACCUGCCUGGAACCAUUUUUUUAUAUCUCCUAGAGAUAGCACUAAAGCAAUAUGUAUGUACUGUAUGAAAGAAUUUAGCAGGGGUAAAAAUGAAAAGGACCUGAGUACAAGUUGUCUCAUGAGACAUGUAAGGAGGGCCCAUCCCACUGUACUAAUUCAAGAAAAUGGAAGUAUGCCAGGUAUAUCCUCCUUUUCGUCACCUACAUUGUUACUUGCACCUCAGUCUGCAGAUGUCGGAGAUCUGAGUUCUAUGUUAUCCCCCAUAAAAUUGGUCAAGAAAAUGGCUUCUAAAAUACCAUCUCCAGAUCGAAUAAUUGAGGAAUCUGUUCCUGUUGUUUCUUCUGAAGAAAUAUCGGAUGUCUCAGUUUCUGAAAAGUGCAGCAAAGAAGAAGUCACGGUUGGGUCGUCUCCACAGCUACCCAACAACCAGUAUGAUGACACUGUGGAGAAUGUAGCAGAAAAAACUGUUGUAAUUCCAAAGAGCACAUCAGGUUCCAGAAGGAGAUCUGCUGUCUGGAAACACUUUUAUUUGUCUCCUCUAGAUAAUUCUAAAGCUGUUUGCAUCCACUGCAUGAAUGAAUUCAGUCGAGGAAAAAAUGGAAAAGACCUGGGAACGAGUUGUUUGAUAAGACACAUGUGGAGAGCCCAUCGUUCCAUUGUCCUGCAAGAGAAUGGGGGUGGUACUACCAUACCACCUGUCUACACCACACCUCCAACACUGUUGCCUUCUUUGCUACCCUCAGAUAGUGAUCUGAAUUCUGUGUCAUCCUCUCCUGGAAAACUAGUGAAAGAAUCAACUUCUGUCUCCUCUUCGCCAGACAGAGCAUCUGAGGAAAUGCAUACCAAUCUUCCUUCUGGAGAUGCUCUAGUGGAAGACGCAGUGCUGUCAUCUUCUGAUGAUAUAGGUGAAGUCUCCUUUGUUUCAUCUCCUGAGAAACAGUGUGAGGGAUUAGGCCCGCUAAUAUUUGAACCCACUGCUGUAUUUCAGCAAAAUAAAAGGAUUAUGAAAAGGCUUAAAUCAGAAGUAUGGCACCACUUUUCACUGUCGCCUGCAGACAGUCUAAAAGCAGUAUGUAGAUACUGCAGUUGUAUGAUAAGUCGUGGUAAGAAAGGAGAUGUGGGCACAAGCUGCUUGAUGAGACAUCUGUAUAGACGCCAUCCUGAUGUAAUAGGAAAUCAAAAGAGCUUUCUUGAUGCGAGUUUGGCAAAUUCUCCUUAUGCUACUUUGGCUUCUGCAGAAUGUUCAUCCUCAAAGCUGACGGACUUGCCUACAAUGGUUUCACAUGAUAAUCAGAUUAUAUUUCCUGUUAAUAGUAAGAAGACCUCAAAACUGUGGAAUCACUUUUCAAUUUGUUCUGCAGAUUCAACAAAAGUAGUAUGUAUGCACUGUGGACGUACAAUAAGUAGGGGGAAGAAGCCAACAAAUCUAGGCACAAGUUGCCUUCUAAGACAUUUGCAGCGGUUUCAUCAUAAUGUAUUGAAAACUGAUGUCUCAGAGAAAGUAUUAUCCUCAUCUACGGAUAAUCAUAUGCCGCUGAACACAGAAUUACUAGGAUCUUCAAAUUUUGAUGAAACCAAUGACAAGUUUUGUGACUCUCACCCAGUUGCCAAAAAAAUCACAAGUCUUGUAGCUGAAAUGAUUGCGCUUGACCUUCAGCCAUAUUCUUUUGUAGACAACAUUGGCUUUAACAGGCUGCUUGAAUACUUGCAACCUCAAUAUUCUUUACCUUCUCCAUCUUACUUUUCUAGGACAGCAAUCCCAGAUAUGUAUGAUAAUGUUAAACAAAUAAUUAUUUCACAUCUUAAAGAAGCUGAAAGCGGAGUGAUCCAUUUUACAUCUGGAAUAUGGAUGAGCAACCAAACACGAGAAUAUCUAACUCUGACAGCUCAUUGGGUAACAUUUGAGUCUUCAUUUCGACCACAGUGUGAGGAUUACCAUUGUUCAGCACUAUUAAAUGUAUCACAAAUUGAUUGUGACUACAAUGGAAUCAGUAUCCAAAAGCAGUUGGAGUACUGGUGGGAAACGUGGAUUACUUCUAUUGGCCUUCAGAUUGGCAUUACUGUCACUGAUAAUCAGAGUAUAGAGAAAACUUUAAAUGAAGGUGAUCAUUCAAGUGUACAAUGUUUUAGUCACACUGUUAAUGUCAUUGUAAAUGAAGCUAUUAAAAGUCAGAGAAUGGUUCAGAAUUUGCUUAGUAUUGCAAGAAAGAUCUGUGAACGCAUACAUCGGUCAGCAAAAGCAAAAGAGAAGUUGGCCGAGUUGCAAAAAGAGUAUGAGUUACCUCAGCAUCAGCUAAUACAGGAUGUUCCAUCAAAGUGGAAUACAUCAUUUCAUAUGCUCGAACGUCUUAUCGAACAGAAAAGAGCAAUUGAUGAAAUGUCAAUAGAGUGCAGCUUUUGGGAACUAAUAAGUUGUGAUCAGUGGGAAGUCAUGCAGUCGGUGUGUCACGCUCUCAAACCUUUUGAAGCUGCAAGCAGGGAGAUGAGUACGCACAUGUCUACUCUAAGCCAAGUGAUUCCAAUGAUUCAUAUACUUAACAGGAAAAUAGAAAUGCUGUUUGAGGAAACAAUGGGCAUAGACACUAUGCUGAAAUCUUUGAAAGAAGCUAUGGUGAGUAGAUUGUCCUCCACACUUCAUGAUCCAAGGUACAUUUUUGCUACACUUCUGGAUCCCCGGUAUAAAACAUCUUUAUUUACAGAAGAGGAGGCUGAACAAUAUAAACAAGACUUAAUCAGGGAGCUGGAAAUAAUGAGUUCUACCUCAGAUGAUGAUAAACCUGUUUCCAAUGGAUGUGAUAUAGGUUCACCAUCUACAAAUUCAUAUGGGGAAGAUAAUCUUUGGUCACUCAUGGGUGACAUGAAAACAAAAGACCUGAAAGAGAGAGCAAAGUUACCAGAGGAAAUGGUGCUUUCUUACUUGGAGGAAGAAGUGCUUGAGCACAACUGUGAUCCUCUAACUUACUGGAACUUUAAGAAGUCAUCUUGGCCAGUACUGUCAAAAUUGGCUGUCAGGUUCUUGGGUUGUCCACCUAGCAUUGUUCCUUCAGAAAGGUUGUUCAAUACAUCCAAUGAAAGCAACAACUUCAGUCAGUCAAGGUUGAUGAUUGAACACUUUGAAAAGCUCAUCUUUUUGAAAGUGAAUCUUCCUUUAAUAUACUUCCAGUAUUGAAACUAAUGAACAAACUGCUAGACUAAAUCUAUUGUUGCUCACUGGAUAUUAACUGUCUAUAACUCCAACUUUUAAAUUGCUCCAGUAGGGGCCAUGUAUGACAUCUAAUCAGUGACUAUAAUUCCAAAUUUUAGUUUCAUUUUUUCAGCUUUCAAUAUGUCUACAUGUGCCUUAUUCAUAGUACUUCAGGCCAGAUACUGUAUAUAUGUUUUUUAAAAGUUCACACUAGAGAUAGCCUGUCUUGUCAAAUUAUACAAAAUUAUGUAGGUUUUAAUCCAUAAUUGUAAAUGAACUUUAAAAAAAGCUCAGUCUUUUGUUUUAAUAGAAUGGCAAAAAAAGGAUGUGAACAGUUCUGUUCUGUAGUUUUUUUAUUCAAUUAUGUAAAAAACAAACCAGGUACUGUAUUUUAGUUGAACAUUGCUUUAAUUGCAAGAAAACAGCUUUUGUAGUUGUCAAAAGAAAGCUGUACGUGAAAGAUGGGGUUCAAACCAUCUUUUAAUCAUUUACCUGCAAGCCCUAAAGUACUUAAAGGAUUAGGAAGAGUUACUGAGGAAGAUGUGUUUACAGGAGACAAUUGGCUUAGUAUCUCAAAAUAAAUCUUUCAUUUGAGAUGAUACAGAAUGUCAGUUAUAUGCCAGUCGGUAGUAAAUUUUCCCAUUCUGGGUUCUCCUGUUUAGGUUUCUACAUUUUAAAGAAAUAUUCUGGGUAUUUAUAAAAGCUCUUUGGAAGUUUUAUCAAAGUUUGUGAAUUAAUGCUUGUUAUUUAAUGCCAUGUACAAAAAAGGCAAGAAACUUACCGUGAAGACUCUAAUGUCAUUCUAAAGUCUUUUCUGAUCUUUAGUACAUCUGAACUAUAAGGUUCCCUAUUGUAAAAAUUGAGCCCUUAUUCCUAACGUAAUUUCAGUUGUGUAGAACAGCCUGUCUUAAAGCUCCUAGUACAGAAAUAACUGAUCUUCUGAUAUUCAGUAAUAGCUUUAUGGAUAUGGUGCACUGCUUAGAAUUUUAUGUAGUAGGGUUGAUUCUUAACUGUUGGUGUCCAUCAGGCAAAUGGGAUAUAGAGCCCUCAAAACUUCAAAUAAGAUGGAAAAAAAUAGCCAGCAUUUUAAUUGAAAAGGAACAUUCUCUGUGGUUUUGGUUUGGUUUAUUUUUUUUUUUUUUAAACUCUACAAAGAUUAAUCUUCUCAUUUCAGUUUUCAUUGAAUACUUUUUUGGAAAGAAGACAUCAUUUGCCUAUGACCUUUUAGAAAAGUUGUAGCUUUGUUAAAAUACUGUACCAACGCCUAAUCUAAUUUUGCAUUUACUAUGUUUUAGUGUACUUAUAAAUGGUGAACUCAGUUUCUGAAAUUAAACAUUUUCUUUGCAAUUUUCUA
Molecule: messenger RNA, 8290 nt
Organism: Cuculus canorus (common cuckoo)
Lineage: Eukaryota; Metazoa; Chordata; Aves; Cuculiformes; Cuculidae
Gene: ZBED4
Product: zinc finger BED-type containing 4
Exons: 7
Coding region: 3406-6921 (1171 amino acids)
Molecular function (GO): protein dimerization activity; DNA binding
Source: RefSeq, a predicted model, not a curated record